This is a messenger RNA of Oryzias melastigma (Indian medaka), 5647 nucleotides long. RefSeq lists its product as uncharacterized. Gene Ontology annotation, molecular function: zinc ion binding; nucleic acid binding. The record is from RefSeq and is a predicted model, not a curated record. Lineage: Eukaryota; Metazoa; Chordata; Actinopteri; Beloniformes; Adrianichthyidae.
AGAGGAGGCGAUCAUGUGGACACUGGAAGAUCAACCCAAAAGUUCGACCAUAGCAAGGAGCAGGAACCUCAUUGGAGACACCCUCGAUGGACAUGAAGUAAGCGCUAGACCCCCGACUAACACUGAAACUGACUUGGCUGUGACGCUCCAAGAAGUUGUGAAAAUAAUAGCGCAACAAGGGAAGGCCAUAGGGGAGUUAACUAAUGCUGUACAUGAGCUCACCACCCAAAACGCCCCGUUUGGUGCAGCCCGCUCUACCAACAAAUCCAAAGUGAUCCCCAGAUACACUGAUGAUGGUCAGCCUAUCUGCCUAAAGUGUGAAGGGGUAGGACAUAUGGCUAGACAAUGCACUGCAUUGAGAAACCGAACCCGGCCUAGUACAUCACCUGCCGCUGCGGUACAGGGAAACGAGAACCCUCGGUUGCUAGGAGUCGGGCAAUGCGAGGCAAGCCUGAAGGCUCACCCAAAGUCUUAACCAAAGACCGCUUCUUGCAAAAUGCUGUUGGGAAGUGCCCUGUUGUUGACAUCCAAAUAGGUGGCGUUCCCCUGAAUUGUCUUGUGGACUCAGGAAGUAACGUAAGCACUUUAACUGAAAGCUUUUUCCGAGACCACCUCCAUGGUGGGGAUGAUGACAUGCACUAUACAUCUAAAUGGCUUAAAAUCACAGCUGCAAACAAAUUACCCUUGCCCUAUUUAGGUUAUGUUGAGCUGGACAUCCAAGUCAUGGGUGUCACCAUUCCAGAGUGUGGGUUUUUGAUCAUCAGAGAUGACAGUCAGCCAGAUAAAAACGAGCUUGAUGCAUCCCCAUCAGGGAUAAUUGGAAUGAACAUUGCUAAAAGAUGUAAGGAGUUGAUUCUCACUGAGUUCGAUGCAGCUCUUGGAGGAGAGCUAGAUUCAGAUUGGAGGGAAACCUUUCAACGUAUGCAAGAGGCAGAAUGUGUGAAAAAAACUAGCAUUGCACGAGUAGCACAAAAAGGCAAACACCACCUGCCUGCUCAGUCAGUCUCUACAGUGUAUUUGAGAGCCCCGAAGACGGAUUUUAAUGGCACUUCUAGUCUUAUGUUAGAGCCAGGCAACACUUCACUACCUGGUGGGGUUAUUGUUUUGCCCACGGUGAUAGGGGCCCACAGAUCGAUUUUUCCUGUCCAGGUAAUCAACUUUUCAAAAGAUGAUGUGUGGCUUCCUGCGAAAGCCAGGUUAGGCUUUCUGACUAAAUGUCAGUGUGUUGAAGGUGAGCCCUACGAAGUUACAUUUCAACGCAUAUCUGCAUCACAUGAGGAAGUCACAGUCAGUGAGAGGGCUAAUGUAAAUCCUGACAAAGACACAGAAGCUCUUUUUGACAGAUUACAUCUAGGUGGCACACCUGUACAGCAAAGUGAGCUACGGGAACUUUUAGUAAAGUAUGCUGAUGUUUUUGCAGUGCACGAUGAAGAUUUAGGCUACACUACACAAGUCAAACAUGAAAUCCCUGUGUUGGAUGAGACUCCAGUGUCCCAGCCAUACAGACGGAUCCCACCGAAUCAAUACAAAGAAGUGAAAGAACACAUUUCAGAACUGUUAAAGAAAGGUGUUAUCCAAGAAAGUUCAAGCUCAUACGCUUCCCCAAUUGUUUUGGUGCGGAAGUCGGAUGGCAGUCUUAGGCUAUGUGUGGACUACAGAGCACUAAACUCGAAGACCAGGCGUGAUGCAUUUCCGCUGCCACGCAUUGAUGAAAGUCUAGAUGCAUUAAGUGGUGCUGAGUUUUUCUCGAGUAUUGAUCUUGCUAGUGGCUACCAUCAAGUUGCAGUCCAUGAAAAAGAUAGGCACAAAACAGCCUUCACUACUCCAUUUGGCUUAUUUGAAUACCUUCGUAUGCCUUUUGGAUUAUGCAACGCACCUGCCACUUUCCAACGUUUAAUGCAGGCAACCAUGAAUGACCUUAUAUUUCAGAUCGUACUAGUGUAUCUCGACGAUCUGCUGGUGUUUUCUCAGACUUUUAAAGAACAUGUCGAGAGGCUUGAAAUAGUUUUGAAGAGGUUAAAAGACACAGGUCUAAAAGUGAAAGUUGAGAAAUGUCACUUUCUCCAGUCUGAGGUCAAGUUUUUGGGUCAUCAGGUUUCAGCUGAAGGUGUCGGUACUGACCCAGAUAAGAUAUGUGCCGUGAAGGCCUGGCCGGUUCCAACCUCUGUAAAAGAGCUUAGGUCCUUCUUAGGUUUUUGCAGCUAUUACAGGAGGUUCAUUGAGGGAUUUUCACAGGUUGCAGGACCUCUUCAUGACCUUGUAAAUGUCUGCACAAGACCAAGUAGCUCAGCCAAGGCCAAUCAGUUGUUCCAGUCAGCCUGGUCACCAGCAUGUUCAGAUGCUUUUGAACUACUUAAAGACAGGUUGACCAAGGCACCCUUGCUAGGAUAUGCAGAUUUCAAACUUCCCUUUGUUCUAGAGACUGACGCUAGCAACCUUGGGUUAGGCGCAGUACUGUAUCAGGUUCAAGGAGGGAAGAAAAGGGUCAUAGCCUAUGCGAGUCGGAGACUUCGAGGGGCUGAAAAGAAUGAUCGAAACUACAGUAGUAUGAAGUUGGAGCUGCUUGCAUUAAAGUGGGCAGUAACUGAAAAGUUUAGGAGUUAUCUGCUUGGGUCUAAAUUUACAAUCCUGACUGACAACAACCCACUUUGCCAUCUUUCCACUGCUAAGUUGGGAGCUGCCCAACAGCGCUGGGUUGCUCAAUUAGCUGUGUUUGACUUUGAAGUUAGGUACCGGCCAGGUCGUUGCAACUCAGCGGCCGAUGCCCUCUCCAGAAGACCUGGGUUAAUGGAGUCAGAUGCUUCUGUUGAGGACACUGAUUUCGAUGGGUGUAUCACCAUCUGCAACAGCCUUAAAACAGGUACCGUCAUAGGCUCCGAGAUAGCAGCUGCAAGCAAGGAAUUCUAUCACGUGAGGCAGUUGCAUGUUGCCGACCCCGAUCAGGGGGAUGAUUCUACAUUACUCGUUAACACCCCCACACUUCCCAGCUACACAAAAACCGAACUCCAGAUAUUCCAGUCAUCUGACCCCACACUCAAAGUUUUAAAACAACUCUGGAAAAGGGGGCAAAAACCUUCGCUCCAAGAGAGACGAGUCCUAAGUGCACCAGUACGUUCGCUGUUGAAACAGUGGUCCAGGCUAGUAGAGAAAGAUGAACUUCUCUAUCGUGAAGUUAAAGAUGUGAACUUUGGAACCUGUCAUCAGUUGUUGUUGCCUGCUUGCCUCAAAGAAAAGGUCCUCACCAGUGUGCACAAUCAGAUGGGCCACCAAGGAAUAGAACGGACACUUGCACUAUUGAAACAAAGAUGUUUUUGGGGAGGUAUGCAUGAAGAUGUUGAGCAGUGGGUGAAAAAUUGUCAGAGGUGCAUACUAACUAAACUGCCACAACCCAAGGUUCAUGCGGCCCAAAUCCCAUUUCUAGCCACCCGACCCCUUGAAGUGGUAGCUGUGGACUACACAACUCUUGAACGUGCAAGUGAUGGACGUGAAAAUGUCCUGGUGAUUACAGAUGUUUUCACUAAGUUCAGUCAAGCAUUUCCCACACGAAAUCAGAAGGCUGACACAACGGCUAAAGUUAUACUGAAAGAGUGGUUCAUGAAGUAUGGAGUGCCGGAGCGCCUGCACUCGGAUCAAGGCAGGAAUUUUGAAAGUGCUGUGAUCGCAGAACUCUGUCGGUUAUAUGGGGUGAAAAAGACCCGCACCACACCCCAUCACCCGCAGGGAAAUCCCCAGUGUGAGAGGUUUAACCGGACCCUCCACGACCUUUUGAGAACACUUCCUCCUGAGAAAAAACGCUGCUGGCCUGAACACUUAGCAGAACUUGUCUAUGCCUACAAUGUCACUCCUCACUCCUCAACUGGUUACUCCCCAUACUACAUGUUGUUUGGAGUUCAACCUCACCUACCUAUUGAUGCGCUCUUAGGGCAAGAGGAAACCGGAGGUGAAAACACUGACUGGCUCACUGUUCACAGAGAAAGACUCCAGGAUGCUCAUAAGAGAGCACAAGCAUUUUCUGAACGGAAAGCAGCAGAAAGGAUGGCCCGACAGAAUUCGAAAGUUAACUGUUCACCCCUGGAGAUUGGACAGUAUGUGUAUCUUCGUCAUCGCCCAGUCGGCAGAAACAAAAUCCAAGAUGCAUGGUCACCAAAGGUGUACAAAGUCACAGAGGUUCAAGGAACAACUCACACAGUAGUCCCAGUCACUGGAGGACAGACAAAGAGGGUGCACAGGUCCAAUCUGCGUCUCUGUGUUGGGCCUGUGCCACACCCAAGACGGAGCCGUGAGGCAACUCCUCCCCCUCAUGAACCAGAGGCAGAGCAAGACUCAGAAGGUGAAUCCAGUGAGUUGGAACCUGAAUUCCUGUUGAUUAAACCUGUUCAUGAACCUGUCGAUCCAAGGUUACAAGACUUGGACAGUCAUCUUGGGAGCACCAACAGUAGUGAGGCUGAAAGUGAAUCACUGCCUGAUCUAGGAGAAGAUGACAGGCCCACUGAAGAACUCUCUCUUAACUCAGAGCCAGUGGUGACAGGACUGAGUUCAACCGACAAACCCCAGACAAGGCCAGCACCAUUGCCGCGGCGGGGGGUAGAGCAGCGAUAUGCAGACCAGCCAUUGCCACCCCCGCGUAGGAGCGUCCGAACGACAGCCGGUAAAAACAGAAACCCAUUUAGAUUGCCUAUGACUGCGUCUAAUAAUGCUGUUUCGCUCACGCCUGAUGUACUGUCUCAGAUAUUUGCCGGAAUGGUCCAUUACACGUCACAACUGCAGGCUGAAGCUGAUAGUUAGGAAGUCAUCGAGACGUUGACUUCAGGCAGGGGAGAAUGUAACCAGGUCAAGUGAGCUCCACUUAAAUAAAAUAUGUAAUGCCUGGAGGGGCCAGUAAGUGGCGCUGUUGUUUUACUUGAGACAAAGCUCACGAGCCAGCAUGUCGUCACGGGCGGGAGGAUAACACAAUAUGGCAGCCUGACGGUCCUAGCUCGUCACAUGCGCGUCGAUAAAGGAAAGUGCUUCAUGAUCGAGGAAAUAAGCAGAAGUGAGCUGCGCUUUUGAGGUGAAAGAACUGCGAGUAAGUGGCGUUCCAGAGAGAUAAGAAGCUUCAUAACGGCGCGUCGUAGGGCACCGAAGUAAGCUGUCACUGUGUAUGGGAAAGGCUCUAGCUAGCCAGGCUAACGGAGUGUUCUGGAGUGUUCUGGAAGGCUACGGAGCUGCAGGACGGCGUGAGUUGUUUUUCUUUUUUUUUUGCCAUACACAUCUGUUCCGGGAUUGUUGAUAUUAAUUUCUGUUUACCCAAUGUAUAAUUUUACAAUGCAUGUUCUGCACAGAGGGGAGACAACAUUUUCCGAGUUGAUCGUUGGUGAGACCGUGCCAGUAGGAGCCGGUCCUUUGUCGUCAUUUUCUGUGAGUUUCAGUUUCUGAAUGUUAUUACAAAAUGUGUAAGCCUAAUACUGGGAACAUGUGAAUGAUCAGUGACUUCUAUUUUAUUUUAUUAUAGAUUGAGACCGCUGCUGUUGUCUUGUUGGGAUUAUUUUCUUUUCUUUUUAAAUUCAUCCAAGAUUUUAUCUUUGCUAUACCACCAAAUUAAACCCAAAUUAAUGCUGUUCCCUUUCUCUGGAAUAGUCGGGAAAUAAAAUACCCACAUUACUUUGGA